AUGGAUGAACUAAUUAAACGGAAAGAGAAUAUUGAAAAGGAAGUUAAGGAACUUACAGAAUUUUUAAAUUCAUUUGGACCUGAUGUUGGAGUUAAAGGUAGCCUUGUAGAUUCAGAAGGAUUUCCACGUGCAGAUAUCGAUUUAUACGAGAUUAGAAGUGCUAGAAAUCGCCUAGCUAUUCUUAAUACAGACUACUCAGAAGUAAUGAAGAAAAUUGAAACCAAACUAAUAGAACUACAUAGUCAAUCUAAAAUAAAUGUUCCUUACCCUGUUAAAAAACAAUCCUGCCAAGAUUUAGGGAAACUUAUACCUUUUGCUCGUGUAGAUGAUGUUAAGGAAGCAUCCCCUGCAUAUGAAUCUGGACUAAGAGUUGGUGAUCUGAUUUUGAAGUUUGGAUCACUAUAUGUUAAGGAAGGAUCUACAGAACAACAGAUAAAUACUAUUUUUGAAGAUAUACCAACUAAAGUAGUGGAGUCACUUAGUAAGAUCCUACAUAUAACAGUUUCACGUUCCAAAGAUAGUUCAGAUCUUACUAAGGAAGUCAUAAAUAUUGAGGUUACCCCUAAAAGGUGGUCUGGAAGUGGUUAUUUAGGAUGUCACAUUGUAGCUCACAAGAACCUAAAUAAUAAUUUAUAA
Messenger RNA from Cryptosporidium muris RN66, 636 nucleotides. RefSeq lists its product as uncharacterized. The transcript has a single exon. Lineage: Eukaryota; Apicomplexa; Conoidasida; Eucoccidiorida; Cryptosporidiidae. Gene Ontology annotation, molecular function: protein binding. The record is from RefSeq and is a predicted model, not a curated record. Gene Ontology annotation, cellular component: cytoplasm; nucleus. Bases 1 to 636 code for a protein of 211 amino acids. Gene Ontology annotation, biological process: proteasome regulatory particle assembly.